UUAACUUUACCUCAAAUCUGGACCUGUCUAAUUAAUGCCUAGUACUAAUCAGUGUUGUAGUGCCUUGAUGCUCGGCCUGCCUUGGGCAUGGCCGGCCUUAAGGCACCUUGUCGAGGCCACGCGCAUGCGUACUCUCAAUCCGAAGACGCAAUUCAAGUCAUGAAUAUUCAUAUGUUGGUCCAGAACUCGGUGGGAAAAAUAAUUUCGCAGCCCGGACAAGCCCCCGCUGCCACUGCAGUAGGAGCAGCGCCAGAACCCAUUGACGUUGAGCAGGGUCGUUCAUCCGGCCGUUCACCCAGCCGUUCAGCUAAUAAGAGGCCAGCAGCUUCACAAGGGCCUGUGCUGCAAUUACCAUCCACUCAGGGUCAGACUCAGAGUUGUCCCAGGCCCAGCACUAGUAAUAAUACCGCAGGUGAGCCUUCUCGACCUGAAUACAUGUCAGUACAAAUACAAGAUCAUACAGAUUCGUUCUGCGUACCUGGCCAUACUAAUAAUAACAUUACAGGUCACGAAUCGCACAAUAUUAGAGAACGAAGUCAGUCUGGGAUGGUACGAGAGACCCCAUUCACAUCAUCCUUCCCCGCAAUUGUACCUCCUAGUGUUCAGAUAAGAACCGACCUAACUCAAAAUUCACACUGUGUCCAUGAUAAUGAGGCCACAGGGCCAAAUAACCAAACCAUAAUCAAUACAGAACGUAGACCUAACACAGAGAACAUGAAUAGAGGCUAUCACCACCCUCACCAUUCCCCGUUAAACCCUGUAGGUGACACACUGGGUGUAUCUAUUCCCCAAAGCAUAAAAGAAAAGAUUUGGAAGGGGGAGUAUGUGAAUCUAAAUCUGUUAGUUAACGCCCAAGAUGUAGCCUCCCACACACUGCGCGAAGCAGCAGAACAGAGAACUAAUCUGGCAAUAGCCGAGGAGGAAGGAAAAUGGGUGUUAAAGCCCUACAAUGCCCCCUCCAAAAACAAAAUCAUGUCCAUUGAAAUUUGGACAAAUGCCUUCCUAAUAUACAUGAGCGUCUAUCUGGCAGCAAAUCCACGACACACUCAUGAAAUUCUGAAGUACUGUCACCUCAUUCGUUCUGCUGCUUCACGCUACUACGGAUAUGGUUGGAGGGACUACGAUAUAGAAUUUCGGCACCGAUUUCAUGCCACAGGGGGUUCCUGGGCGGAGAUAAACGGGGAGUUGUGGCUCCUCCACGUAGUAGGGGGUGGUGUUCGGCAAGGGGCCCUGCCCCCAUUCAUCAACAGUGGGUAAACAAAGAGGGCAAACGCCCAGGCGUGCCGGCUGCAAAUCUCGAGGUAUGAGUCAAUAAUGUUUCAAGCGGCAUUUUUGUUGGCUUUCUUUGGCUUCUUGAGGGUUGGAGAAUUCACGGUUCAGAGUCAGAGUGAUGAUGGGAGGAAGAUAUUGGCUAUAGAUGAUAUCCAAUGGGGUCAGGAAGAAAAUUCACAAUUCAUGUUGGUACAGAUUAGAUUUUCAAAGACAGACCAAUACGGGAGGGGUACCACGCUUAGAAUCAAAGAAAAUAAGACGGAGGGCACAUGCCCUGUCAAGGCUAUGGAGACGUACUUACGGGUACGGCCUAAAGGGAGAGGGCCACUUUUCUGCUAUAUGAAUGGCUCCCCCCUUUCCAGGUAUCAGUUCAAUGCAGUAUUGAAGAAGGCACUGUUUGUGUCGGGGGUCGGGGCUAACCAAUAUGGAACACACUCCUUUCGCAUUGGGGCAGCCACAAUGGCAGCCCUAAAGGGUAUACCUCCCGAGCAAAUUAUGACCAUGGGUAGAUGGCGUAGUGAUGCCUAUCUACGUUACAUAAGGUGACCUAUUGCGACAUUGUAACUACCACAGCUAACAUGUGGGAAGGUUAUGUAAGCUAUGGGCGAACAAUUAUGGAUGGUUCCUGUGGUUACUACUCAGGAAGCAUACUUAUAAUUCGCUAUACUUGGUCGCAGUUUCAUCCACGUAUUAUUACAUUUAUUCAUAACUAUACAAUAAUAAUAAAGGUAGAAUCCAGUUAGCCGAGUAGUGGGUUUCUACAUGGGGAGCACAUUUGUAAUUUGUCUAAACAUGUAUGUAAGCAGAAGUAACACAAUAAUAAUAAAGAUAUAUCUAGCCGGCUAAUAACAAUGUAGACAAUUGGAUACUGCAUAGGGUGCAUAUUUGUAAUUACCCUUUGCGUGUGAACGGAUAUCCAAGUUCAUGAUGACAAUAAUGAGUAAUAAUUCAAUAUUCAUAUAGUGCCUUUCAAACUUUCUCAAAGCUCUUUACAUCAUACAUCCUAACCUACUUAUCAACUUAACUACAAUCAGUUGUCAAAGUACAAUAACAGAGAUAAUAGCCAAUCAGCUAUAAAUGUAAUAUGACAAGAAAGAUGUCAGUGCACUGGGCAUGUGUACAUGUGUAGAACAUGUUACUUCCGGGAACUCUCAUUUUUUUAUUGCAGAGGGGACUGGAUCUGGAUUGUAGGGGAUAGCCUGGUCAGAAGAGCAAAAGAACGAGCUUCACAACGCAACUAUCAGCAAUUUGGAGAGCGAGGUAUCGUGGUCCGCUGGCAUGGGCAAGGCGGCCCCACGCUCCAGGAUCUCCCCAGGAUGGUCUCUAACCGGCUGAGAUGCGGCACUCCUCCUGCAUUAGCUAUUGUCCACUUAGGAUCAAAUGACAUCGGACAGUAUGAUGUCUGCCGGUGCAGGAUGGCAAUUGACACAGCCAUCCAAGAUCUACGCACAAGAAUGCCGCACACCCAUAUCACCUGGUCUGGUAUUUUACCGCGGCUCUUCUACUAUGGUCGCAAGCAAGGCUCUAAUUCACAGGAGGCCUUGGAUGGAGUUCGUAAGUCUCUUAACAAA
Molecule: messenger RNA, 2843 nt
Organism: Lytechinus pictus (painted urchin)
Lineage: Eukaryota; Metazoa; Echinodermata; Echinoidea; Temnopleuroida; Toxopneustidae
Exons: 1
Coding region: 88-1257 (389 amino acids)
Source: RefSeq, a predicted model, not a curated record